UCAUCGCUACAUCAUCAUUAUUGCUGCAUGAUCAUCAUUUUCAUCAUCGCUUCAUCAUCACCGCUGCAUGAUCAUUAUCAUCAUCGCUGCAUGAUCAUCAUCAUCAUCAUCGCUGCAUCGUCAUCAUCAUCACUGCAUCAUGAUCACCAUCGUUGCAUGAUCACCAUCGCAUUGAGGAACUGAGCGUCAGCGAAAGGCACCGUGGAGAUGGAGCCGAGGAAUCGCCCUGAACCUGACGACGUCGAGACGACUCGCGCUGCAGCAGACACGACGGACGAAUUCCUCCAGCGCUUCGGACUGCGCCUGCAAGCGCGCAGACCCAGCCACGUGGCGCUGAUGGCGACCGCGGGGUCCAAGCGCGACUCGCGACGAUACGCAGGCGACGACGACGAGGAGGAGGAGGAGGAGGUGGAGGAGGAGGGGGAGGAGUGGUCCAGCCACGAUCGGCACCGCGCGUCGAGCCGUGACGCGGACGAGGAGGAGGCGAUCCCGCAGCGCCAGCAGGCGGCGCCCAAGCCGCGUGUGGAGAGCGACCGUGAAGAGGAGAGCCCCAGCACCAUCACCACCACCAUCAGCCCCACCACCAUCACCACCACCAUCACCACCAGCAGCAGCAGGAGCAGCAGCAGCAGGAGCAGCAGCAGGGGCUGGAGCAGGACGCGAGCGCGCAGCGACACGCCGAGCCUGGCCGAGCUCCGCUCCGCGCUCAAGCUGGACGCGCAGACCGCCGUGGAUGACCUCACCCGGCUGGCAGCGAUGCGCACGGACGCGCUGAUGCCGGGCGGCGGGCACACGCCGCCCGCACGCAGGCGCAGCAGUAGCAAGUUCGCGGGCUUCGGGAGGAUCUUCAAGCCGUGGAAGUGGCGCAAGAAGAAGAAGAGCGAGAAGUUCCAGCAGACGAGCGCGGUUCUCGAGAAGAAGAUUUCGAGCCGUGCGAGCAGAGAGGAGCUGAUUCGGAAAGGAGUCUUGAAGGAGCUCGCCGGGACAGACGACCAGACGCCGUCACCAUCCGAAACCUCCGAGGAAGAGGCUCAUGGGACUCCUGGAGCGGCCAAUCAAGAGGCAGAGGCACAGGAGGGUGCGGAGACUCCUGAGCAUAGCCAGUCGGAUCCCACAAGUGAGGACCAAGAUAAAAGCAAAGAAACCAAGGACGCUAGCGGGAGCCAAACAGACGAGCAGGCGCAGCCCGCGUCGCCCGCGCAGCCCAGGAGGUCGGCGGGGCAGGCGCCGGAGGCGGCGGCCGACGCGGCACACCCGACCAAGGAGGCCGCUAGCGGCUGCCCGGCCAAGCAGCCGCCGGCCCUUCCCCCCAAGCCCUCGGCCGCCAGCGGCGGCAGUGGCGCCAAGACGGCCGCCGCUCUAAGCGCAGGCGAGUGCUCGGGGCCACCCCAGAAGGGCCCGGGGCCGACCAGGGCCUCUCCGCCCGCGGCCUACAAGCGCAUGGGCGUCUGCUUCGCGCCGGCCUCCAUGGAGUCGGCCAUCCUGCGCAUGCAGCAGCAGCUGGCGGCUUCAUCGGCCGCAAGGCCCAGCGGGGGCCUGCACUUCCUUUCUCAGCCUGCCAGCUUGCCUGGUUGCCAGCCGACUCAGCAGAGUCCACAGAGCUCGCAGCCCCAGCAGCCUCAGCUCCAUCAUCAGCCCCAUCAGCAGCAGCAUCAUCAGCAGCAGGCGCCGCCGUCUUCCUUGGCGUCGCAGGCGUUCCUCCUGCAGCCGCCCAGCAGCGUGAUUGAGGAGCUGAACCGAGCGCUCGCCAAGGCUGCGCAGAGGAUCGAGGGCUACACCGUGGCCAUGCCGAGGUCGACGUCGUCGCUGAGGCUGGAGAAGGAGUGCCCGACGCCGCGGACUACCAACACGGGCCUCGCGGACACGACGGAGGCUCCCCCGUCCGCUCCCGCCUCUGUGGCCUUUCCAGCGGAGGAGAACAAGGAGAACCGGGAGAACGACGGGGGGGGGCCCUGGCUGCACUGGGAGCACGGCGACGAGAUCGAGACCUACACAGGCCUGGCGCGGAAGGUGGCCCGGCGCGACUCGCUGGCCGCCAAGCUGCGGAACCGGCCCAGCAAGGAGGAGCUGGAGAGGAAGAACAUCUUGCCGCGGCAGUCGUCCGUCGAGCGGCAGGAGCAGCGGCAGCAGAUCGGCACGAAGCUGUCGCGGAGGCUCACCCAGCGGCCGUCCGCGGAGGAGCUCGAGCAGCGCAACAUCCUGAAGCAGCGAAACACCGACGAGGAGCGAGAUGAGAAGAGGGAGAUCAAGCAGAGGCUCUCCAGAAAGCUGAGUCAAAGGCCGACGGUGGAGGAGCUCCGGGAGAAGAGGAUUCUGAUCCGCUUCAACGACUACGUGGAGGUGUCGGACGCGCAGGACUACGACCGGCGGGCAGACAAGCCCUGGACCCGGCUCACGGCCGCGGACAAAGCAGCAAUACGGAAGGAGCUGAACGAAUACAAGAGCCGGGAGAUGGAAGUCCACGAGCACAGCAAGCACCUCACACGGUUCCACCGGCCAUAAUCGCCGUUCGCCGCCAUACUCCUGGCCGGAAUUCUGUUUCUCUCUCCUCUCUGCGGACCCCAACCUGGUGUCCACAGGCAGCCUCACAAGUGCCUGAUGAAGAACGAGGAGUUUUUCUUCUAAAGGGUGGGCCAAGCCUUCUGGCACGGAGCGAGCGAGACGUCUCAAACGCAAUGCACGGGAAAAGCUUCCAAUUUACGAUUUAGAAACUUUGAACUCUUGCGGGGAAAAAAGGAAGAAUAAGAGAAAAAACACCGAGCAAACGCCGGUGGCAGCUUUCGCUAAAAUCUGUGAACGUCGCCAAAGUCUCUUUGUUCGGCGGAGAGAAAUCGCUUUGGGAUCCUCCUUCUCAUUGUGGCGCUGGUGGCUGCCGCACAGCCUCGCGAGGAGCGCGGGAGAGGACGUUUGAGUUUGUUUCUCCUUAACGGCGGCGGUUUCAGUAAAUUGCUGUUGUUGUCGAUGGAUUUGGCUCCGAUUAAAAAAAAAAGAAAUCACGGCGGCCGAGCGAAGAGAGCGAGCUUGCGGCUGGGUCGGCCCGGGCUGCCCUUCCUGUCGCGAGGAGGGCAACGCGAAGAGGGAGAGAGGGAGGGAUGGUGGCACGCGGCACGUUGCGAUCCACCGUGGAGGGACAGCCGCAGCUUGGAGGCUCUUCACCGCCCGCCGCCGCCGCCGUCUGCGGUGAACUGGUUCUCGAGUUUGCGGGGGACUGCGCAGGUUGACCCGAGCCGCGUGGCUGCGAUGGGUGAGCGGCCGUCAAGCCUUGGCAAGGCCACACACGGGCAGAUCUUUAGGACGCGGACGGCGACGUCUACGCGGUCCAGCAGUAGCACAACGCUCAUUCUUUGCCGAAUGGAAUAUUAUCGAUACGCCGGGUCGUUUUGAUUUGGCAAGCAAUCGAGGUUUAUUUAUUUUGAACAGAAAAAUGUGAGGAGUUAACGUGGCGUAGUGGAAGAGGAAAGCGCUUUGGCGAUCGGUCGAGGUUCCAGUUCACGAUGUUGUUUCCCGAGGCCAUCGGAGUGUCGCGUGCACUCCAAGCACGCGGGCCCAGCAGGUGGGUUCUCCUCCUCCCUUAGCUUUUCAUGGAGACACGUCUCUGCACUGUGAUAAAAAAAAAUACGUAAAACGCAAGGGAUGACGAUGUGUUAUUUUACAGCUGUAAAAAAAUAUUUUUUACUUGAAAAGGAUUUAUAUCAGUUUUACGUGAUGUUAUUCAUUACUUUAAGAAAAACCCUUUAUUAUUUUAUACGUAAUGGUCUUUGCAUUUUUGCAUAAUGGGGAGGACGACCGAUACCAGUGCCGAUCCCGCUUUGCGUUUUGUAUCAUCGGUGCAAUUCGAUUAUUUGCAGCCCUCGGAGGACGCGGCGUCGCCCGCCCAUCGGCCGCGUGUCGUUGGGGAACGCAAAAUGAUGGCGAGGUUAUUGUGCUACCUUUUUGUUGUUGCUGCUGCUGCGAAUUAACCCGUAAAACUUCCCUGGUUGAACCCCACGGUUUACUCCACGCUCGGCACCGCUGCGUGCUUCUCCGAUGAGGCCUGGUGCCGGGCAAGGCUUUUUGACGCAUGGCCUCGGAAACGCGGAAGCAAGCCGUGUUUAAAAAGCGAGGAGGGGGGCGGUGUUUGGGCGAGUUUUCAAAAGCACUGCGACCACGAUGCAGUCGCCGUUUUCGUCACUGUUCACGUGCCAAUUCUCACACGAGGGGUCGUCAGUGCUUUGCUACUGAAGGAGGGAGGGGGAGGGCCUUUUCUCCCAGUUUGUAAUCUCGUGCUGUGCUCACUGCCAGGGGUAUGUCUGCCACGUAUUUACACUCUCGAUUUCUCACACCGCUGCCAACGUAGUCUCUGUGACUUGUCUCGAAAUUGGAACGUGCAUUGCUACAAAGGACUGAAGUAAUUUCGAAGCAACACUCGUGCGCUCGACACGUGCGGUAAUUAUCAUGGUGAUCAUUAUCGUCGGCCUCAAUCAAUCCACCGCUGGGUGAAGGCCAGCGCGGGCUGCCGACGGAUAGGCCACGGUCAACGCAUUCAGUUGUUGAUGUCGGAAAAGUUCGUCUCCAUAUCGCCAAGCGUGUUGAGCGGCCGCACGCGCGGUGCCGGUGUGCCAAGGGAGAGCGCCGCAACGUGACCUGUGACCUGUGACCCGCGUGCUGCCCGCUCCGGCGUGGCGUUACCCGACCCCACGCACCGCGCGAGAACAGCAGCCGAACCUCCACGGCUGUAGGGCGCUGGAGGACUGCGGUUGAAUGUCGGCUGUGCUCUCCCGGCAGAACAGGUCACAUAUUGCGAAUGUAGAGCACGUUGCACAUUCAAACCCUACACUUAGUUUUUUUUAUUGCGGUGCAUAUACACGCUUCAAUUAUCCUGCCCUGAGAACGUGGAAUUUCCUGCAUUAAACAGAUAAGGUACCACCAAAUGCGCAUUUAAACACGGGGAUUCUUUCAUUUCUUUUCCAACUUCCAUGAAAGUGUUAAGAUCCUCAGAUUUAGUCACGAAAUCAUCCACUGCGUUAUGAUCCCUUGCACUGUUUGUAAGGAAGCUGUGCGCACGUGUUCCGAUCGUCAGGUGUCAAAUGUUGGUGCUUCCACAAGUCACAUCCCACAUUUAUAGUUUUUUUUACUUCGACAGACAUAUCGGCGGGGAGGAUUUUUGUUCCUUUAUUUCCGGAGCCGCAACAAAUUCGACCGUCCCUGCAUACGCACGCGGGCCUGCAGUUUCGCAACGGACCUGUGUUUUGCGCGUACAUUUAGUGUCGUCGGUUUGUUUGCCGAGGCCAUCCCGAGCAGCACGCUGGAGACCGGUCCGCCUCAAAUGUAAACGCACCCCCCCCCCCCACCCUCCAGACCUGUCAGCCUCACGGGAUCCGAGUGCGAAUCAAGAAAACCCAACGUGGCUCCUCGUUCAUUCCCUCUUCGCACAUCGCGAACUUGGUCCGCUUUUGUUUUGGAACACCGCGGGUGUCUGCCGGGUGUCUGCCGGGUGUCUGCCGGAUGGCCGCGGCUUGUGGAGAUUCAUCUGUGAGCAGCAGUUGGGGUUGGUGGUGCGACUCCCGUCUGUCCAGCGGGGGGGCGGGGGGCUGAGAGCACUGACGGGGGGGGGGGCACGCCCAGGGGGGGGGGGAGCAUGGGCCACCGGGGUUGGUGGUUUGGCGGCGUCUCUCCGCACAGCUCUCGCUGAACCGCGCUCGCCUCCAAAUGCACCAGGCCCUCUCGAGGGCGUGCGCCCGUUGCGACCGGAGGGCCAUCGCUCAUUGUUAUCCGCGGCCACGAUUUGUGUGAUCAUCACCCGUCUGGUGUCCACAGCCAUUGCGUCGGUGGACAUUCGCUGGUCGUCACGGUCACCGGUCGCAUUCCUCGCGGCCAAAAAAUUGGUGACCAAACACAUCCGUGCAUGUGUGUGCGCGUGUGCGCGUUAUGUUAAUGUAGUGCAGCGGUUAGCCGCUACGCUGCGCUACGAACCCGGCCAUCCGGGUUCGAUCCCCUCUCACGGACAACACCGGGGACGAUUAUCUGAACCGGUCCUGGGGCCUCCCCUAGGUCGCCUCAGCCUUAAAUGAGUACCGGGUGCGGUGUGUAAACAUGGCCACUCGGGAGACGAAGGCGGCCGGGCGUGGUGCUGGCCACCCACGCCCUAGAGUGCCGUGCCAGCCUUCGUAGGUGCUCGCUAACAGCACUUGCCCCAACAGUCUGUCAAGGCUAACAUGCGGUGGGACCUUUGUCUUGUGUGUCCCGGCGAGUCGUUGUUCACUUGCUGCUUUGCAAUGAGGCGGCAAGCCGGCGGCGUGGGGCCCUUUGCCAGGUUGGUGUCCAAGCCGGCGGCGUGGGGCCCUUUGCCAGGUUGGUGUCCAAGCCGGCGGCGUGGGGCCCUUUGCCAGGUUGGUGUCCAAGCCGGCGGCGUGGGGCCCUUUGCCAGGUUAGAACUCCGUCAAUGAUAUUUUGGUGUCCAAGCCUGGACCCCGAAAUCCUACCCCCCCCCCCCC
Lethenteron reissneri (Far Eastern brook lamprey) is the source of this 6473-nucleotide messenger RNA. RefSeq names its product phosphatase and actin regulator 1-like. Gene Ontology annotation, molecular function: actin binding. The record is from RefSeq and is a predicted model, not a curated record. NCBI's taxonomy places the organism in Eukaryota, Metazoa, Chordata, Hyperoartia, Petromyzontiformes, Petromyzontidae. Gene Ontology annotation, biological process: actin cytoskeleton organization.